AGCGCUGUAAUGUAACUGUCAAUACCUGUAGACAUGUUUGACAGUGUGAGACAGUUAAAAUUUGCUCCAACUUGAUUUUUUUGGGAACAUCUUGAUCUGAUCUGACCAAUUAUUCCCGAUAUUUCGCGUCUUUUGCACCUGCUGAAGUAGGGAUGGGCAAUUUUUAUGAACAAUGACACUCAGUAUGUUGGACGAUGUCCAACAAGGUCCUAAUUCUGCGGAACCGGCCAGUCCUCCCUACACCGAAGGAGAGGCAGUUUCCAUUCAGUCAGAAUUGCAGGAUCGCCUGCGAUCGAACCAUGCGGCAGAGGCAUCUGGCCGUGUUCAUCCAGAGCUUGCCCCUUUUGCCCAUCAGCUUCGGCUGAAGAGGCAGGCCCUGUCAGCUCUCCUGAGCAACAAGGUUGCCCCAAGCACCAUAUUGGCUCGUCUGAAGCACUGCAAUGCCUCAAAGGUGCGCUCAAGUGAGCAGAUCCAGGCGCCGCUGCAAGUGAAUUCCAGCCUUCUCUGUGCGCAUCGGCAAGAUGCUGGGCAGGCUCCCCAGGAGAAAGCCGCUGCAGCACCGGACGUUGUGACCCUGCGCGCCGAGCGAUGCAG
Coccomyxa subellipsoidea C-169 is the source of this 594-nucleotide messenger RNA. RefSeq lists its product as hypothetical. Bases 195 to 365 code for a protein of 56 amino acids. The record is from RefSeq and is a predicted model, not a curated record. The transcript is spliced from 2 exons. Lineage: Eukaryota; Viridiplantae; Chlorophyta; Trebouxiophyceae; Coccomyxaceae.